Molecule: messenger RNA, 4728 nt
Organism: Aedes albopictus (Asian tiger mosquito)
Lineage: Eukaryota; Metazoa; Arthropoda; Insecta; Diptera; Culicidae
Exons: 3
Coding region: 1-4728 (1575 amino acids)
Source: RefSeq, a predicted model, not a curated record
AUGGAUUCUGGUAAACCAAAUAAAUCGGUGAAGGAUUCAACCUCUAAGGAUCGCCGACAGAAACCAAAAGCUUCUGCCCCCGAAAUAUCAGCGAACGUGGAUGCUAUGUUGGCCGCUGAAAUCGACAAGUUGGCGAACGUCUCAACGAAAGCGAAGUCUAUAGUGUCCAAUUCAUCGUGCAAAUCGGCACUAUCGCUGAAGCUGCAGAUGCAGAAAGUGUUGGCCGAAGAAACGUUGAUGCUUGAGGAGAUGAAGCGACGACGGGAGUUCAUGAAGAAAAAGUUCGAGCUGAUGGAGGAAAUUGCUGAGGUACAAAGCUGUCCAGUACCAGGGGCCCGAACAACAGAUCCUUUAACGAAGGUGAAAGGUUGGCUCCAGAAGCAGCGUCAAGCCGAAAAUGAAUCAGUAGCGGCGGAUGACGAUGAGCACGAUAGCGAUGAUGAUACGGAGGACAACAUGGACGACGACGAGGAUGACGACGCCGGAGAUACCGAAUCAAGCUCGGAGUAUGCGGCCGACGAAGAAGGUGACAACUCGUCGGGCGAAACGGAACCGGAAAGCGUCGAUAGCGAAGACGGUUCUAGCUCAGCAGACGAGUCAUACCACGAGCGAGGUGAUGAACACCAUGAGGAAAGAUUUUCUCCUAGGGAACGUUCAACUCCGGUACAAGUGAGGGCUUCCAGAACGUCAAAUCGGGUGAAGUAUUCCCGGUCUAGUGCCACGCUUUCCCGCGACCAGAUUGCGGCACGUCAGGUUGUGCCAUGUGAUCUCCCGAAGUUUGGCGGCAGCCCAGAGGAAUGGCCGAUGUUCAUAUUGACAUUCGAAAGUACGACGAGAAUGUGUGGCUACAAGGACGAGGAGAAUAUGAUCCGCCUUCGAAACUGUUUAAAAGACGAAGCGUUUGCCUCUGUGCGGAGCUUUCUGAUGCAUCCGUCGAUGGUAUCGAAAGCGAUUAGCGUCCUGAAACUUAGGUUUGGUCAACCACAUAUGAUCAUCAGUACGUUGCGCGAGAAGGUGCUAGCUACGCCACCGAUUAGAACUGAUUCGAUCGAAAAGCUAGUAGACUAUGCACUUGCCGUACAGAACUUGUGUUCGACUAUCGAUGCUUGUGGGCGGAAGGAGUGUAUGCGUGAUGCGACUCUGAUGCAAGAACUCGUUUGCAAGCUUCCCUCCGCUAUUAAACUGGAUUGGGCGAGGCACAGCAAAACACUAGCGAAGGUGACCCUAUCAACCUUCUCCGAUUGGAUUUUCUCGAUUGCGGAAGAUGCAAGCAUCGUAGCAAACCCUCGAAAGUCCCACAGCUACGAGCAGGAGCCACGCAAUAAGCGCCAAGGAAAGGUUUUCGUCAACACUCACGUUGAAUCUUCUCCAUCGGUAGCGGGUGGCCAGAAGGUUACUGGCAAUCGGCCGAACGUCGUUUCUAGCGGCAAAACCUCGAUGGAAGGACCGACCAUAUGCCCUACUUGCAAGGGCAGCUGUCGAACUGCAGCGAAGUGUAAGCGUUUCCUCGAUCUCUCAUAUGAAGCAAAAUGGGCAGCCGUUCGCGAGCUCAGAAUAUGCCGUCGUUGCCUACGACAGCAUGGAGGUAACUGCAACAGCAAGCCGUGUGGAGUCAACGGGUGUACAUUCAAGCAUAAUCCGCUUUUGCACAAGAGCCUCGUUGCACCAGGUGAAGUCACAGGCAGCCCGGGUAGCCCUAACCCGGCCAAGGCGAAUGAAGAACGCAGUAUCAACACACACCGCGUCGAAACUGGCCUAGAACUGUUCCGGUACAUCCCUGUAACGUUGUUUGGGCCGACGAAGCAAGUGGAGUGCUACGCUUUUCUUGAUGAUGGUUCCGAGCUGACGUUGUUGGAUGAGCAGAUCGCCAAGGAUUUGGAUUUGAUCGGUGGUGCGAAGCCGUUGUGUUUGAAGUGGACUGGAGGAACUCACCGCUUCGAGGAGAAGUCAAGAUGUGUGGACAUCGGAAUUUCCGGAUCGGCGGGAAGAAGGUUUGAGCUAAGCGGAGUGCGGACGGUUGAAGCGCUUGAGCUACCAUAUCAAAGCUUGAACGUCGAGGUACUUCAGGAGAAGUAUAAGCAUCUGCGCAGUAUCCCAGUGGAGUCGUAUAAUCGUGUCCAACCAAGGAUCCUAAUAGGAGUCAAGCAUGCCAAUGUUUCGUUGGUAAGACGGUGCCGAGAGGGAAAGGAAGGCGAGCCCAUCGCCGUGAAGACCCAUCUGGGGUGGACGAUCUUCGGAGGUUGUAUUGCUAGCUUGGUGUUUUACGCCCGACUAACUACUGAGAACGAAGCUCAGGGCAGUUGGUCGAAGCAAGAAUCGAGCAACGGCGGGAGCCAUAUCUAUCACAUUUGUGCGUGCAACCUACAGAACGAUGAACAACUGCACCUGGCAGUGAAGCAGUACUUCAGCCUGGAUAGCCUGGGAAUCAUGAUGCCAGUUGCGGCCUCAGUAUCUAAAGACGACGAGAGGGCCUUGAUGUUGCUCAGUUCGCUCACGCAGGUCACCGGUAAUAGAUACCAAACCGGACUGCUCUGGCGUUUCGAUAAUAUUCGCCUUCCGGACAGCCGGCCAAUGGCCUUACAGCGGCUCAAGUGUCUAGAAAGGCGUCUAGCCAAAAAUGCCGAUCUGAAGCUUGCCUACGAUGGGAAACUAGCAGAAUACGAAACGAAAGGGUACAUUAGGAAGGUAACCCAGAAGGAGCUGGAGCAAAACAAAGGUCACUCUUGGUACCUUCCCACGUUUCCGGUUAUAAAUCCCAACAAGCCAGGAAAGAUCCGUAUUGUAUGGGAUGCAGCAGCAACCGCACAUGGAGUAAGUCUCAACUCUAUGCUGCUUACUGGUCCAGACUUGUUAAGCUCGUUGGUGGCCGUCCUGAACCAAUUUCGGGAAAACCGCAUAGGCAUUUGUGGAGACAUUCGCGAAAUGUUUCUCCAGAUCGGAAUACGUCGAGAGGACCAGUUCUACCAGCUGUUUCUAUGGAACGACAACGUGAAUCAGGAAGAACCCAGCACGUACGUAGUCCCCGUAAUGAUCUUUGGGGCCCGGUCAUCGCCAACUACAGCGCAAUUCGUUAAAAACCAGAAUGCUCAGAGGUUCCGUGCCGAGUUCCCCGUGGCAGUUGAAGUCAUUGAAAAAAAGCACUAUGUGGACGACAUGCUUGCCAGCACCGAAACGGAAGAUGAAGCCAUCGACCUGGCAAAGUCGGUGAAACACGUUCAUGCUCAAGGCGGCUUUGAUAUAAGGAACUGGGUAUCUAAUUCCGCCAAAGUUUUGAAUGCGCUGAACGAAAGCCCGACGAGUGAGAAGUCCCUAAACAUUGCAGCCGACAUUGCGACGGAGAAAGUCUUGGGGAUGUGGUGGAACACCUCAACCGACUGCUUCACCUUUAAGAUCUGCUGGACCAGGUUUGACGCAGUAUUGUUUGACGGAAGCAGAGCGCCUACCAAACGUGAACUUCUUCGGAUCCUGAUGAGUAUCUUUGAUCCGUUGGGACUCAUUUCGCAAUUCCUAAUGAUCCUCAAGGUUACACUCCAAGAAGUAUGGCGUAAGGGACUGAAAUGGGACGACCAGAUAGAAGGCAAGCAGCUCGACGAUUGGCAGACGUGGACAAAAUUGCUACCGAAGCUGGAGGAACUCCAAAUACCUCGAUGUUACCGCCAGAUCACAACAACUGGAGCCCAGAUUCAAAUGCACACAUUCGUGGACGCUGGAGAUAAAGGGAUGGCUGCAGUCGUGUACCUACGGUUCGAAGAAAAUGGAAUCGUCGAAUGCGCUUUAGUCGGGGCGAAAACACGGGUUGCACCAUUGAAGUACCUGUCAACGCCGCGUUCGGAACUCCAGGCUGCUGUCAUCGGAGCGAGAUUAUCCAACAGUACUAUGAAGUCAUUGUCUCUUUCAGUGUCGCAGCGCUUCUUCUGGUGUGACUCACGUAACGUACUGUGCUGGUUACGCUCCGAUCACCGUCGUUACAGCCAGUAUGUUGCGGCGAGAACGAGUGAAAUUCUAGACACUACGGAAGUUAACGAAUGGAACUGGAUCAAAUCGGAGUGGAACGUAGCAGAUGAUGGCACGAAAUGGACCGGGCAGGUGCAGAUGAAGUCCGACGAUCGUUGGUUUCUAGGGCCGGCAUUUUUACAGAAAGCGGAGCGAGAUUGGCCAGUUAUCCCGUACAACCAAGAAACUACGACCGAAGAGCUUCGUACCAGUGUUCUGGUGCACAGGAAAGUUCGGGAUCCAGUGGUUGUGGCUAGUGACUACUCUAGCUGGAAUCGUCUGCUAAAAGUUACGGCAUAUGUACAGCGAUUCGUGUACAAUCUACAAGCGAAACGACAGGGAUUAGUUUCACAUCAAGGACCAUUGUCUAGUGAAGAAUUGCGACAGGCUCAGCUGUACCAUUUUCGGCAGGCGCAACAAGAGGUGUAUCACGAAGAGAUGUUGGUGCUGAAGGAGGGGUCGAAAAAUGGAGAGAACGUGCGGAAGCAAUGGCAACAAUACAGUCGCAGUCAGAUCUACAAGAUGAGCCCAUUCGUGGACGAAGACGGAGUUUUGCGAAUGAACAGCCGAGCUGCGAAGUGCUCUUUCCUGUUUCCGGACGAAAAAUUCCCGAUAAUACUUCCGGACAACCAUCCGGUCACCAAAAUUCUCCUAGUGGAUUUCCAUGAGAGGUACCAUCAUCGCAAUUAUGCUACUGUGGCCAACGAGGUGCGUAGACGGUACUGUAUUCCAUGA